UCUGCAAUUUUUUUUUCUCUAAACCCCAAAACCCUCCCUUCUCUCGCUGAAUUGACGUUCAUCUUCAUCCCAAUUGACCUCCUGCAACAAGCAUAAAACCCUUUCAAAUGAAAGCUUUGAGAGCUUUAAGAACACUCUCAACCUUCCCAACAAAACCCCACCGAAACCCCACCUUUCUCCACCGCCUCUACACCGCCCAGCCUCAGCAAACGCUCAAUGAAACUGAAGGUGAUUCAGUUUUUGACAGUUCCGAUUAUGCAAUACCGAGCCUGGACGAUACCCACAGCGCUGAGAAGAAAGAACCCACUUGGGAUGAGAAGUUCAGGGAGAGAGCUGAUAAAGUAGUGUUUGGGAAAGGUACCCAGAAGGCGAAAGUUAGAAUUUUUCAGGAAGAUGAAGAUGAGAGGAAGAAUAGAACUCUUGCUAGGGCUCUACUUGAGGCUGCUUUAGUGAGAGAAGAGGAAGAAGAUGAAGAGGUUAAAGAGGAGGAUCAGAGGUCACUCUCUGUUGGGAUUAUUGGAGCUCCUAAUGCCGGAAAAUCUGCUCUUACUAAUUUCAUGGUGGGGACAAAGGUCGCCGCUGUUUCACGGAAGACAAACACAACAACUCAUGAAGUGUUAGGAGUAAUGACCAAGGGGAAUGCCCAAAUUUGCUUUUUCGAUACCCCGGGACUUAUGUUGAAGAAAAGUGGGCUUCCUUACAAAGAUAUAAAGGUUCGCUUGGAAAGUGCUUGGAGCUCAGUUGAUCUAUUUGAGGUGCUCAUGGUUGUUUUUGAUGUCCAUAGACAUCUCACCAAGCCUGAUUCAAGGGUUGUAAAAUUAAUUGACCGUAUGGGUGCCCAAGCUCAUGCAAAACAGAAGCGGAUUUUAUGUAUGAAUAAGGUUGAUUUAGUUGCAAAGAAAAAAGACUUACUAAAAGUUGCUGAGCAAUUCAAAGAUCUUCCUGGGUAUGAAAGGAUUUUCAUGACCUCCGGACUGAAGGGUGCUGGAAUAAAAGAUCUUUCCCAAUAUUUGACUGAUCAGGCAGUUCAAAGACCUUGGUCUGAAGAUCCACUAACUAUGAGUGAAGAAGUUAUGAAGAACAUUUCAUUGGAAGUUGUACGGGAAAGGUUAUUGGACCACAUACAUCAGGAAAUCCCCUAUGGUCUUGAACAUCGGUUGAUAGACUGGAAGGACUUGCGAGAUGGUUCUCUCAGGAUCGAACAGCACCUUAUUACCAACAAGCUAAGCCAGCGAAAGAUUCUUGUGGGGAAGAACGGCUCUAAAAUUGGGAGAAUCGGCAUCGAAGCUAAUGAAGAGCUACGGUCCAUCUUCAAGAGACAAGUACAUCUAAUUCUCCAGGUCAGACUCAAGUGAUGUGCUCAACAAAUAUAAUCAAUCAUCAAGAAAUGCUCUUAUCUCCAACUGUACCAUCUGGAUGUGUAUAUAUACAGAGCCCCAUAAGGUACACUUGUACCCGUGAUCUUCUCAUUUUGUUUCCUUAUGAAAAAGCAUCUAGAAUAGGAGCUUUCACUGGCAAUGGUUAUCGGGGUAACAAAUGAUCGAAGAGCUCCGUAUCUUCAGAGAAAAUCCCCGAUUGUUUUCUUCUGGAUUAUGUUUAUCUUGCAAAAUUUUGUUAAGAUGGAUUGCUUACCCUUUUUUAUCUGGAUCCACUCUGAUAUUUACAUAUUCUGUAUUCAUGUACAACUGGGAUGACCUUAUUCAUGAGAAAUAUUAUAUUAAUUUGU
This is a messenger RNA of Pistacia vera, 1726 nucleotides long. Its product is annotated as GTP-binding protein ERG. Gene Ontology annotation, biological process: ribosomal small subunit assembly. Lineage: Eukaryota; Viridiplantae; Streptophyta; Magnoliopsida; Sapindales; Anacardiaceae. Gene Ontology annotation, molecular function: rRNA binding; GTP binding; ribosomal small subunit binding. The record is from RefSeq and is a predicted model, not a curated record. Bases 108 to 1355 code for a protein of 415 amino acids. The transcript is spliced from 8 exons.